Molecule: messenger RNA, 982 nt
Organism: Clupea harengus (Atlantic herring)
Lineage: Eukaryota; Metazoa; Chordata; Actinopteri; Clupeiformes; Clupeidae
Product: E3 ubiquitin-protein ligase TRIM35-like
Exons: 6
Coding region: 23-964 (313 amino acids)
Molecular function (GO): zinc ion binding; protein binding
Source: RefSeq, a predicted model, not a curated record
ACUUACACAAAUAUCUGCAUUCAUGUGUGUCCAACAGGUUUCAAUGGCGUCCCCCCUGGAGGUUGACCUGUCAUGCCCCGUGUGCCUGGGGCUCUUCCUGGACCCGCUGCUUCUCUCCUGCGGCCACAGCUUCUGCCGCUCGUGCCUGGAGGAGAGCUGGAGGGAGCAGGGGGAGGAGGAACAGCGGUGCCCCCUCUGCAGACGCCGGAGCUCCAGAGAGCGCCCACCCCCCAACGUGGCCCUGAGGAACAUCUCCGAGGCCUUCCGGAAGGACUGGCAGUCCACUGAUGACUUACACAACAUCACAGAUGAUUUGCACAUGAGGGGAGAGCCUCUGCUCCACGCUCCACACACGUCUCAGGGCGUUUGCCCCGAACACUCGCAGGAGCUCCGGCUCUUCUGUCAGGAUGACGAGCAGCUGGUGUGUCUGGAGUGUGUGUCCCGGCUGCACCGCACACACACCUUCAGCUCCCCCAGCAAGGCUGCCGAGCGGCGCAGGGACAGCAUCAGAUCCAUGAUGAGGACACUAGCAGAUCAGUUGGAUGUUGAUAAAAUCCUCUGUGGUGAAGCUCUUGCUCACAUUAAGGCCCAGUCUGAGGAGACGGAGAGUCGGAUAAAGGAGGAGUUUGAGGAGCUCCGGCGGUUCCUGAGGGCAGAGGAGGAGGCGCGGAUAGCCGCCCUGAGGGAGGAGGAGGAGAGGAGGAGAUGGAGGCUGACGAAGAAGAUGGGAGAGAUGGAGGAAGCCGCCGCUACUCUGGAGAGAAAAGCUGGACUGAUCGAGCUGGAGAUGGGAGCUGGUGACAUCACCUUCCUACAGAAUUGUAAAGACCUGAAACAAAGAGUCAGGUCCUGUCUGCCAGAUCAUGCCCUGAGCUCAGCAGCUCUGAUAGAUGUGGCCAAACACUUGGGGAACGUCCGAUUCAGAGCCUGGGAGAAGAUGAAGAACAUCACCCCAUACAGUUAGUGCAUAGAUCCAUGAUAU